Messenger RNA from Peronospora belbahrii, 1386 nucleotides. The record is from the annotation of a GenBank genome assembly. NCBI's taxonomy places the organism in Eukaryota, Oomycota, Peronosporomycetes, Peronosporales, Peronosporaceae.
AUGACCCUCUCCACACCACUUGUUACUGCUGCUUUGGCACUAUCUGCUUUUCAAAUUUCAGCUCAGCAAGCAGGAACCAGCACUAAAGAAGUGCAUCCUUCUCUCGCGUCGAAGCAAUGCUCAACGACAGAAGGCUGUGUAACUGAAACCACGUCAGUCGUCCUGGAUGCCAAUUGGCGCUGGCUGCAUCAAGUUGGUGACUAUAAAAACUGCUACUCUGGCAAUCAAUGGGAUUCCACGCUAUGCUCCACUCCAGAAACAUGUGCCCAAAAUUGCGCUCUUGAAGGUGCCGAUUACCAAGGUACCUACGGUAUCACCACAUCGAAUGAUGAGUUGCAGCUCAAGCUGGUCACACAGACCCAGUACGGCACAAAUGUGGGCUCCCGUGUUUAUCUUUUGGAUGCUGAAGGCUCCAAGUAUAAGCAGUUCAAGCUACUGAAUCAAGAGUUUACACUUGAUGUCGAUGUCUCCAAGCUGCCUUGUGGACUCAAUGGUGCGCUUUACUUUGUGCAGAUGGACGCGGACGGAGGAACUGGUCGCUUCCCAGCCAACAAGGCGGGUGCCAACUACGGUACAGGUUACUGUGACGCGCAGUGCCCACAUGACAUCAAGUUCAUCAAUGGCGAGGCCAAUACGCUCGACUGGGGUGCCAAGAGCGAGAACUCAGGUGGUGGUAAGUAUGGUGCCUGCUGCGCUGAGCUUGACAUCUGGGAGGCGAAUAGAAUGAGCAGUGCUUUUACUUCGCACCCGUGUACGUCGGAGGGACAGACACGUUGUACAAGUCCAGAAGAGUGUGGCAGUGGCGACGGGAACCGCUACAAGGGCGUGUGUGACAAGGAUGGCUGUGACUUUAAUUCGUUCCGAAUGGGUAACCAGACGUUCUAUGGUCCUGGCUCGCAAUUCAUUAUUGACACCAACCGCAAAUUCACGAUUGUCACCCAAUUCUUUACCAGCGAUAACACCGCUACUGGGGAUCUUGUAGAGAUCCGACGCUUAUUCAAGCAGGACGAUCGUGUUGUCGAGACCCCGAGCAGUAUGUGGCCCGGUUUAGACAAUGUCAAUUCCAUCACUGAUUCCAUGUGUAAUACGUCCAAGAAGCUCUUUGGUGACCAAAACGAUCACGCCGCAAAGGGUGGACUUGUGCGUAUGGGAAAACAAAUGGCAAACGGUAUGACACUUGCCAUGAGUUUAUGGUCCGACCAUGCCGCUUACUGCCUCUGGCUUGACAGCAGCUAUCCCGCAGGCGCAGACUCGACUAAACCUGGCGUCAAGCGCGGCUCGUGUCCAACGUCAGGUGGUCGUCCUGUGGAGGUCGAAGCGCAGCACCCAGAUGCUACCGUAAAGUUUAUGAACAUUCGCGUGGGAGACAUUGGAUCCACAUAUUAG